This is a messenger RNA of Gregarina niphandrodes, 1368 nucleotides long. RefSeq names its product histidine phosphatase superfamily (branch 1) protein. The transcript has 2 exons. Gene Ontology annotation, molecular function: phosphatase activity. Gene Ontology annotation, cellular component: cytoplasm; cytosol. Lineage: Eukaryota; Apicomplexa; Conoidasida; Eugregarinorida; Gregarinidae. Bases 1 to 1368 code for a protein of 455 amino acids. The record is from RefSeq and is a predicted model, not a curated record.
AUGCUGUAUGUUUUGAAUGCAAUAUUUCUUGUGGUAUUCUUAACGAAUGUGGUGGUUGGAUAUUAUCGGCGACAAGCAGGAUAUCGGGUGUUGGGUAGCGAGUGUUUGCAAUGGCGGUAUAUAACGAAGCAUUUGGAGCAAUAUGAUGGGAGUCAAAAAGUAGUUCAAGGUAGUGGUACGAGCGAGCUUGGUCGUUACAGGAAGAGUAUCGCGGAUGCCAUAUCAAGUUUUAUGAACCGGUUGGAGAAGCGCUGCGAGAAAGCCAAGAAUUUGGAGAGUGGUUGUAUAGAUCCUAGCCUCAGUGAAAAUACUUCAAAUGUUCUUCUUGGUUUGCUAAUCAAAUUUGCUUUUGUGGUAUACGCCGUAAUUCGUCUUGCAUGCUCAUGCGAGACGAGCGACUUUGAGCAGACUCGCCGUACCAAGUGGGCGGCGGUUCCGUACGACAUGAUUCGAAAGAAUUGUAUGAGACGGUACCGUGUGGUGUAUAUCCGACAUGGAGAGUCAAUGUGGAAUAAAUUGUUUAAUCGGGGUAUCGGGCUGGUGAGUCUUGGUCGUAUUAUUGGAGGAGUGAUAGACGAGUUAAUUAUGGCAACGGAAGUCGACAGCCAGAUUCUGGACUCGCCUCUUUCCGCCGUGGGGGUACAGCAAGCGAACGAACUUUGUUCGUGGCUACUGAGCGCUUCGUCCACUAACUCCGCCCCAGUUACCGGACCUACCCCGACCCCGACUAGCCCGACCCCGACUACAUCGGCUGUUGCUAUGACCGGUGGUGAUGCUAUCUCAGGUCCUCGGGCCUUUACGGAGUCGUACAUGGAUAAGUGCGUGUUCCUGUCGUCCAAUCUGAGACGUGCAAUGAGCACUUUACUCAUCGGAUUCGGCAAGAGAAUCAAAGACAGCAACCGAGUGAGAGUGCUGUCCUGUCUACAAGAGACCACGAGAAACCCAGACUCUAUCACCUACGCUCUCGAAGGCUGCGCUACACCCAUUGCGCUCUUUAAUACCGAAGAAGUACCUGACGAACUCGCCCAACUGGCCCUUACUAAACUGAAUUGGAUCUACAACAAGGGGAACCGAGGAGUAUUCGAAAGGCUUAGCCAUCGCUUCCAAACACUAAUCGAUUACUUGGACCAGUGCUAUGAAAAAGAAAUGGUGACGACAUUCGUCAUCUCCGGCCACUCACUGUUCCUUAAAAAAUUCGUGCGGUUCUUGUUACCAGAUGAACAAUGUGCUACCCAGCUUGCAACACGCAGAAAGAUCACCAAUUGCGGCAUGCUCACCUUCGACAUCAUCAGCACCGAUCUCGACGGCAAACGCUACCACGCCAUAGACAGCAAGUCAAUCGAACUAACCAGAGGACACUACCUCUAA